Molecule: messenger RNA, 7800 nt
Organism: Macrobrachium nipponense
Lineage: Eukaryota; Metazoa; Arthropoda; Malacostraca; Decapoda; Palaemonidae
Product: nucleoprotein TPR-like
Biological process (GO): mRNA export from nucleus; protein import into nucleus; regulation of mitotic spindle assembly
Cellular component (GO): nuclear pore
Molecular function (GO): structural constituent of nuclear pore
Source: RefSeq, a predicted model, not a curated record
AUCAAGAAAGAUUUAAUUUAGAGAAAGAACUGGUAACGCUACGUGGACAAUUGGAGGAAGAAGUAGCCUUGAAAGAGGAAGCCGCCAGUGCCAGAGAAUCCAAUGAGAGUCGGAUAAUCAAAUUGGAAGAUGAACUGGGGGACUACAAAACAAAAGUUAUCUCGCUAACACGUGAAUUACAACAGUCCCAGAAUGAGCAAGAAAACGUAUCUUCACAGUCGGCUGCCAUGGCUGGUAGCUUGGAGACUAGAACACGUAGAAUUCAGGAGCUUCAGGAGCAGGUCAAUGUGUUGGAAGAACAGCUGACCCAGGCCUUACGCUCUAAGUGUGAUGCCAUGCUUAAGUCUGAAGAAGCAGCCAGCAAAGAACUUAAGGCUCAGUACAAAGAGAAAAGGUUAGAACAAGAAAAAAGCCUGUUGUCUCGCCAAGUUGAUGUAUUGCAGCAACAGAUUAGAGAACGAGCUGAGGAGAAUCUUGACCAAAGGAGAGAACAUUCCUCAACAAUUUUGAACCUGCAGGCAACUCUCAAUCGUAACAUUGAAGAGCUGCGUGUUGUCAAGGAGGAGAAAGAAAUGUGCCAAAAACAGAUUGAUGAAAAAAAUAAAAGAAUUGAGGAGCUCCUCACUGCUUUGAAUUCAUCCAGAGAGUCGGAGACAAAGUUAGACGAAAUGUACAGGCAAGAGCUUGCAGCUCAGAAGAAGUUAGCAGAAAUAUAUCAAGGGUCAGCGGAAGAUGAGAAAGAAAGGUGCGUUGAGCUAGAAAAGGCUCUUGAAGAACAUCGUCAACUAUUACAGAGCGCAAGCGAACAGUAUGGCCUUUUGGAAAGAACAAAAGAAAAAUUAGAGGAGGAACACGCAGUUGCCAGAAGACAGUCUGAGGCUUUGGUCAAGGAACUGAAGGAGGAAUUGGACAAGGCUAAUGUGCUGUUGAGUGCCAGUGCUAAGAAGGAUAGUUCAGGCCUGGAAGAGCUGUCUCCAGCAGCAAGUGCAGCAAGCAACUUGAUUAGCCGUGGCUUAAGUCUUACGCAACUGUAUUCGGAGUACAUGAAUGUUUCGGAAAAGCUUCAUGCUGUCGAAGAGGAAAACAAAAGACUCCAUCGAUAUGUAGAUGGAAUUGUAGAGGAAAUUGAGGAACGAGUGCCAGUCUUCAAGAAGCAUCGUGAAGAACAUCAAAAGGCUCUGGAAACUAUUAAUUCUUUGCAUGCCCAGUUAGAAUCCUGCUUGUCUCAAACAGAGAAACAGAAACUUGACUUGGAUGAAUCUGUGAGACGGCGAUCGUACCUGGAGAGAGAAAACGAUCGUCUAAACCAGCAGGCCAAGGACUUGAGCAAACAAGUUACUGUUCUUGUCACUCAGGUAGAAGCUGCAAGGGCUGGAUUACCACCACCUCCCAUUCCAAGAGAGAUGUCAGGCCCUACAUCAGCAGACGUCAUAUCGGAUCGCUUGGUUGCUUUCCGUAAUGUGUCAGAACUUCAGGAGCAGAACAAGAUGCUACGGGAGUCUUUACGAAAAUUGUCAGAAGAUAUGGAAACGUCAGAGGCAGCUACUAUCAGUAGUAGAACUAAAGAAAUGGAGGAGGAGCUCAAGUCUUUGAAGGGACAGUUGAAUGAAUUACAAGCACUAAGGGAACGGCAAGAGUCUCUCAUGGACAACAUUGCGAAACAGAGGGAUAUGUACAAGAGUUUCUGCAGCGAACGUUCUCCCAAGACUCAGAGAACUCCUCCUGUCAAGCAGCCCCCUCAGAUGUUUGGAGUGCCGCAGGAAGAGGUGCAGAAGCUACAGAAGGAAUUGGAGGCAGCCAGGAAAAAACUGGAGGAAACCAAUAAAGAGCACGACGAUUACAGGAUGGAAGUUAAGAAGAAUGAAAAAAUGCAGCAAGAUGAAUACAAUAGGCUUAGAAGUACAAUGGAGAAAACAAUGAGUGAGAAUGUGAAGCUGCUAUCUCAAGCCGAGUUCAAUGAUGAGCGUCUCAAAGUCUUACAACAUAACUCUGAGGUACUCCAGCGUCAACUAGGAGCUCUGCAGAAUAACAAUUCUACUUUGCAUGGCAUUGUUGGUCGCCAUGAGGGUACCAUUGAAGCACAACGCCGAGAAUUUAUGUUGCUGCAGAAGGAGCACUCCCGUAUGCAAGUGAUGUGUGAUAAUAUGAGAGAGGAAAUGAAAUUACUCAAGGAAGCUGAAGCAAGACUGCUGGCAGAAAGAGAGAGCAUAACGCGUAACCAGUCAUCCCAGGCAAUAGUCCUUGCCAAUAUUGAAUCGAUUAAGAACAACUUAGAGAGGAAUGACAGUGAAAAAACUAUGAGGUUGGAGAACCAAGUUUCUGAAUUAACAGAAAGAUGUUCCCGACUUCAAGCAAAAUUGGAAACAAACACCGAUUUUAAGGAAGCCCAGUCUAAGUUGAACAUAGCUGAAGGUCAAUUGAAGAACCUCCAGAGUGAAAACAAAAACUUGACCAAACAGGUCAUGGAUGCUAAAGCUGAGAUUAUGACACUCAAAUCAAGACUGAAAGAAACUCAGGAACGUGUAAGAACACCCAUCACUUCGCCAGUGCUGAGACCAAGGAGUCCUUUGAUAGGCAGCAGCCCUGGCGCUUCAGGAGGCUCUACCAUUAGGUUGGGUGGGCCCCAGUUGCGAGAUUUGCAGGUGCAGCUUAAUGAAGAGAAAGCAAAAGUCACAUCCUUGCAAGGAAACCUGGAUGAUGCCAAGAAGACAAUUAGUGAGUUAAUGAAUGUAACAAAGCAGCAAGAAAAGCAAUUGAAGGAUUCUGGCGACUCUUUUAAAGUUACUCAAGAGCAGUUCAUUAAGAUGCAGAAAGAGAGAGAUGAGAUGGAAGCAAUGAUAACCAGGUUACAAAGUAAACUGUCAGCUAUAAGUUCAGACAGUGAAAAUACAAAGGCCCGUUUACAAACUAUGCUUGACGAGAGCAAGGAUGAGUUGCAAGCAUCAGAGAAGAGGCUUAAGGAUGCCAAUGAAUCAUUCCAAAAAGCCAAGGAAGAAGAAGAAAGGGCAAGGAAGGAGGCACAAAAGCUUCAUGAACAAUCUGUAGAAGUGCAGAAUAAGUAUGAGAGAGAAGUAAUGUUACAUGGUACGGAUUUGAAGACUUUGGCGGAGUUGAAGAAGCGACAAGCUGAAUUUGACUCUGAAUUGCAGAAAGUUACUGCAGCAAAAAUCAAAGCCGAAGAAGCUGUGAGGGAUACUCGCCUAGGGUUUGAGAAGCGGGAAAAUAUAUUGCGUCGGGAAAACAAAGACCUGAUGGUACGAGCGCAUGAGUUGGAAGAGCAGAACAAAGCACUCUUGGAUAAUUUCACCCAGCUCUCUGAUAAAAUGGCAGCUAUUCAAGCCAAACUGUCAUCUACAGAACUGCCAGCAGGAGAUGCUGCAAAUAUAUCAAUUUCAGAAGAUGAGGCUCGUACUUCAGAUCAACUUCGUGAAGUUAUUAAAUACCUGCGGCGUGAGAGAGAUGUUGCUGCUGGAAAGUAUGAGGUGGCAGAAGCAGAGACGCAACGACUGGUUGCCCAAAAGAAACUGAUGGAAACUCAGAUUCAAGAUGUUCAGAAGAAUCUUGCUGAAGAAAGGGAGAAGAAUAAGGCAUCAUUGGAGAGUGCCAGUAACUAUGGUGAACUAAUGCGAAAAGUACUGACUGUCGAUGCUCUGGCAGACAGCAAUCGACUGCUGCGAGAAGAAAAGGAAUCGCUUGAAAGCCUCUAUGAAGAAUACAAGGCCAAGUGUGAGGUCUUGGAGAAACAGAUUGAACCAAUUAAUGAGAGACAUAAAUCCAGCUUGAAUAAGAUAGAAGCAUUAAUGUUGGAGAAGAAGAGCAUGGAAAGUGAGAAAGACCUGUAUAAGAAGAGAACACAGGAAUUAGUUGAAAAACUGAAUCAUGCUAAGCCAGAGGACUUCAUGAAGCUUCAACAAAACUUUGCAGAACAACAGAAGUCACUCCAGGCAAAGGAAAAUGAAUUAUCAAAAUUAAAACUACAGCUUCAGCAAGUUCAGAAGAGUCUUCAGAUGACCAUUGCACAAAAGAACCAGUUCAAUAGUCAGCUCCAGUCAUCUCGUGAGGAGGCUCGAAAAUUAGGGGAAGAAGUCAGGAAAACCGCUAUGGAGAAAGCACGCAUUCAGCAGCAGUUGGCAGAUGAAACCAAGAAGCUGAAUCUAGAGAGAACAAGACUUCAACAGCAGCUUGCACAAACUCAAGAACGUGUGCGCAUAUUGGAAGCAAGCGCACAGCAGUCAGAGGCUAACCAUCAGCAGGAAAUGAGGAAGCUACAGGAACAAUUCACGCAAGACAAGCAGCAGUUACAAGAAAACAGAGAGCAGGCAUUGGAAUCAAAGGGACGAGAAGAUCAGUUGCGUCACCAGCUGGAGAUUGCAAGAAAAGAGAAGGAAGAAAUUGAAUCCCAGGUGGAGGAUGCCAAACAAAAGAUUGCUGAAAUCAGUGCAAAGGCUGAAAACUUUGAAAAGCAGGCUGUACAGCUUCGCAAGAUUGCCACCAAAUACAAACGACAAGCGGAAAGCAGCAUGAGUGCAUCACCAGGAGCUCCAGAUAUGGGUGAGGAAGGUAUGGUACAGCCUACUGUUGAGAAAGUGAAGGAGUUAGAAGUGAGCAUUCACUCGUUACGUCAGAAACAGGAGAGUACGGAAGAAGAAUGUUUGAAGUUCCAGCAAGAAAUAACUACAUUGAAGGAAAAUUUGUCAACUAAAGAAAGUGAAGGACAGAACCUCAAAGCACAACUACUUAGGAAAGACGCAGAAUUUUCUAAACUCCGUGCUGAGCUUGAGGCUAAGAAGCGUGAGUUACAAUCGUCACAAAUGCUUUCGUUGCACAUAUCAGAUUUGACCAAGAGAUUAGAGGAAUCUCAAAGUAAGAAGCAGGCAUCUGAAAGCCGCCUUAUUCAGUAUGAAAAAGAGCGUGAUCAAAAUGCCAAGGAGGUGGAAAUGCUGAAUAAGAAGUUACAGAUGCAGCAGCGUCAAAUAGAAAAUCUCCAGAAACAGGCAGCUGUGACGUCAAAGCCAUCAACAAGUGGUGUGUCUUCCGAGAAAAGUGGGUUUGAACCUCCUCCCACAGCUAAUAUUAAACCCAUGAAUGCUCCUGUGGCACCUUCUGCUUCUCCACGCUCACAGACGGCCACACAGGUGGUUCCUCCUUCUCGACCUAUACCAACUGCAAGUAUCAGACCUAUGGCACCACCAUCAGGUGGGUCAGCCCAGCCACAGGGCUCGACAGUUGUAGUUGUGUCUCCUUUGGAAACUCACAGUGAUGGAAUGGUUUCAUCUACAGUGACUCUUCCUCAAGCCACAGUCACUCCAACUCCAGCCAUAUCUGCCCCAACACUGUUGACUACUGCAACUACUACACCAGCGUCAACACUUACAGCAACCGUUUCUCCCACACCUGCCUCGGCCUCGCUUACAACUCCCGUGGCUCCAGCUACCCCAUUGUCAUCAAACACAGCAGCUCAGUCUUCUCAGUCACUUACUGCUACACAGUCCACAUCAGUUAGCCAAUCAUCUGUCUCACAGUCGGCAGCAGCUCUAGAAGCGUCAUCAGCUUCACAGUCGUCUACAGUUAGUCAACCAGGUUCUUCCAUUAAACCCCCAGGUUUGCAAACUACUGUGGCUCCAUCAUCAUCAGUGGCUGUUCAGUCACCAGUAAGUAGUAAGGCAACUUCUGCGCAGCAGCCUGCAACUGCUAGUACAUCAGUAGUUACCCCAUUAGUGUCAGCAGCCACAGGGGUAUCAGGCUCAUCCAUGACUCCAACGAAGUCCCCAGGAACUACACCAUUAUCUAGACAGCAAGAGACCCUGGAAGGAACUGCUGAUGCUCUCGUGUCCCAAGCUAUUGCUCUUGUUACACCCCUCAGCUCCCAAGAAGCAGCUGGUCCCUCUGGUGUUAGCAUUCGAAAAAGGAAGUUAACGUCGACUACUGAGGCCUCUCCUGAUAUGAAGCGACCUCAUGUUGAUGACGAAGGCGCCAUGUCGUCCGAAGAUGCGGGACCGUCGUCGUCGCAUGCUAGCCGUGACAAAAGUGAAGAAGCCCGUCACGAUGUUAUUCUUUUAGAUUCAGAUGAAGAGGAUGGGAAUGAAGAUUAUCCCGAUCAAGGUGAUGACGAGGAAGACGACGAUGGACCUGUCGAUCAUGAAAGUCGUGGCCCGGCAGCUAGGGUUACAGACUCGGAUGAAGAUAUGGAUCAUGACGAUUCGAGUCGGGAAGCCAGCCAAGGAUUUGAAGCUGGACAGGAAACUCGGGAAGCAGAGGGGGACUUGGGAAAUGCAGAGGCAGAGGCAGAAGCUGCUUCUGAAGCCUCUAGUGGAACUAGGCGAGAGGUUGAAUCCCAGGAUGUACAGAGUGAAAGACCACAGCCAUCUGCUGGACCAAGUCAGCCUUCUUCAUCCAGUCAGGGAAGUGAGACUCCCUCUCAGACUGGUUCACGGGUUCUUGCAAUACCCAGACCAUUUGUACGUCAGGACAGGAUGAGCGCAGUUGGCCGUCAAACUUUGCCACCUAUCAGCCAGUUCUCUCAGUAUGAAGAAGGUGGUGAUGACAGCAUUGUUCCAUCUACGCCAACACUCUUUCUACCAAGACGGGAUGGCUUCUCAGAAGCUGUAAGCUCUCCCCAGGUUCCUUCAAGUGGAUUCGUAUUUGGCUCAAAUCCUGAUAUUGCGAAUCCAACUCAAAGAAGUGGCUUAGCUCAGAUGGCUGAGGGUGGUCUUAUAGAUGACACAAGAAUUGACCUUGGACAACUGGACGAAGGGAAUCGAUCCCAGCCUACUACUCCCUUGCAUCGAUCACCCACAGGCACUGAGGGAGGUGUGAGUACGAGUGAGGGGAGAGGCGCCGCUAGAGAGCCUCCCUCGGUCAUCAUCACUGGAGCUGAGCAGUCAAAUGACGAGGCCUCACAAGGAUCACAGGACCACUUCACAGAAGCAGACUCGAUGGCCAUUGCUGUGGAAGAUGGCGAUGAGGACGAUGACGAGGAGGAAUUGGAAGAUGCAGAAGAGGAGGAAGAGGAAGGGGAAGAGGAGGAAGAAGAAGAUCAAGGGGAUGAUGAUGGUGACUUAGAGGAGCAUGGUGAGGAUCAAAGUCAAGGGGAAUUAGAGGAACGUGGUAGCAGUGAUGACAGUAGUCAACCCUCACAAGAAGUUUCUAGCAUUCCUGGUCAUCGAAAUCGUAGAAUUACCCCAAUUACAUGGAAUGAUCAUCCCCAAAGAGGACUGAAUGCUCGUAGAGGCGCGGGACGAAGCCCCCUUGCUGGCCGUGGUGGAUCCAGGGGUGUGCUAAACAGAGAGAGGGCUGCAGGAGCAGGUGCUCAUGGCGGACGGGCAAGACGUUCGAGGCCUGGCACAUUCCACCGUGGAGUGCAUAAUUAAGCUUCAGUAACCUGCAUAUUUUUAAAUGACCUUUUCCUUUUAUUUUUUCUUGGAAUUAUUGCAAGUUUCUAUGAGAAGAUAUUUACUAUUUUUGUUAAAUUGUCUAUCUUUUUAGGUAAGAGUAAGUUUAAGACCAUGAGAAAAUUACUUGAAGCAUUAUCUUAUUUUGUAUUAGGGCUGUCCUAUUUUUUAUGUAAAUUUUAGUUUUAAGAUGAAUUUAAGAUGUAAGUUUUUGUAUAUAUUACAUAUAGCAGAGAACCACUAUUCUAAAGCCUCAAUGUUAUGUUCAUGAAGUCACUGAGGCUACAAUAUAAGUGAUAUAGCAAAGUGUUUAUGCUUUGGUAACGUGCUAAACUUCUUGCAUUUGUGCUAAAAACAUUAAAGUGAAGAUCAAGGUGUUUAAUGUUCAUUAAAUAAAAGAUCUCGAUGG